CGCACAGCGGGAGCGGCGGUGCUAGAGGAGCUGCGCGGCGGAGGCGCCUCUCCCGCUCCGUCUGCCCGGCGGCCCGCAGCCGUCCCUCGGCCCGGCCCUGCAACCCUCGUUUCGCCGCGGCACCGCCGGAGGAAGGGUGAAGGAGCCGCUGCCGCGCAGCUCGCCCCGAAGGAAAGCCCACCAUGUCGCGGCCGCUCCCGCUGAAUCCCACCUUCCUACCUCCCACCUACGGGGUGCUGAAGUCCCUGCUGGAAAACCCGCUCAAGCUGCCGCUCGCUCACGAAGACGCAUUCGGUAAAGAAAAAGACAAAGAGAAGAAGUUAGAGGAUGACAGCACCAGUACCACAGUCCCUCAGUCUGCUUUCUUGGGCCCGACAUUAUGGGACAAGACGCUGCCAUACGAUGGAGACACUUUCCAGUUGGAAUACAUGGACCUGGAAGAGUUCCUCUCAGAAAAUGGCAUUCCACCCAGCCCAAACCAGCACGAGCAUAGCCCACACCAGCCAGGUCUGCAGCAAGCUACCUCAGCAUCCCCUUCUGUCAUGGACCUCAGCAGCAGGGCUUCUACUUCAGUCCACCCAGGCAUGGUGUCGCAGAACUGCAUGCAGAGCCCGGUCAGACCAGGUCAGAUCUUGCCAACAAACCGAAACACACCGAGUCCUAUUGAUCCGGAGACCAUCCAAGUUCCCGUUGGCUACGAACCUGACCCUGCAGAUCUUGCUCUUUCCAGUAUUCCUGGCCAGGAGAUGUUUGACCCUCGUAAGCGCAAAUUCUCUGAAGAAGAGCUGAAACCACAGCCAAUGAUUAAGAAAGCUCGCAAAGUCUUCAUUCCAGAUGACCUGAAGGAUGACAAGUACUGGGCAAGGCGCAGAAAGAACAACAUGGCUGCCAAGCGGUCGCGGGACGCGCGCCGGCUGAAGGAGAACCAGAUCGCCAUCCGCGCCUCCUUCCUGGAGAAGGAGAACUCGGCGCUCCGGCAGGAGGUGGCCGACCUGCGGAAAGAGCUGGGCAAAUGCAAGAACGUCCUGGCCAAGUACGAGGCUCGGCACGGCCCCCUGUAAAGUCACGGGAGGGGAGUGGGGUUUUUUUUUUUUUUUUUUCUUUUUUCUUUUUUUUUUGUUUUGUUUUGUUUUGUUUUGUUUCGGUUGCGGGUUGGCAUUUGAAUAGAUGGACAAUGUGUUUCCUGUUUGAUAGCACCACGCCCAAACCAACCUUUCUGUCUUCAGCACUUUACCAGAAGCAGAAACAAAACUGACUUAACGUUAUUUUGUUGUUGUUGUUUGCGUGUCCCGGCGUGUAUGUGUGCACGUGUGUUCACACGUCCGUGUGCGCGUGUGCUUGCACGCGUGUGUGUGCAUGUGCGUGUGAGCGUGUGUGUGUGUGUGCGUGCGCACGCAUCUCAGCACUUCCCAUUUUUACGAAGCCCUCUUCGAAGGGUGCCACAUUUUUACCUGGACUGUUGAGGACCGCCAUCGUAAGCUUUUUAUUGUAUUUUUUCAGUGCUGCUUCGGAUUAGGGUUUUUAUGUUCUUGUAACCGGUUCCAUCCUCCUUGACUCACUUGGAAAGAUCCCAGUAUAAAUUAUAUAUUUAACAAAAAAAAAAAAAAAAAAAAAGGAAAAAAAGAAAAAAGAAAAAAAAAAAGUAGAUCUCAGUUUUUCGAGAGUAACGAGCUGUCGUUUAAGUACGUCUAAUCAGAAAAGUUAACAUGCUAAUAAAGUGCACAAAUAAUAAUUUAGUACUACACUGCAGAAAUAUUAAUUUAUAGAUUGCUUUUGUUGUAUUUUAAGUUCUGGUGAUAAUUGUCUUCGGAUUUAAAGUGCUGUUAGACUGAGUUAGCUCGACUCAUUAUAGAUCCCGUAAUGGCUUCUCUGUAGCUAUUAAGGUUCCUUUUAUUUCCACGGACCCCAGGUAGGUAGGAGUACUAUUGAUAGACCACGGAGUGUGUACCUUGCACUGUCUGUACCUGAAGCAAUAAUCCUGUUGUACGCUAGCGCGCAUGCUGCCUGGAUGUUCCUAGUGGACGUAGGAUGGUUUCCCUACCCAACAGGAGUUUUCAUGUCUUUAACAAAAAAAAAAACAUUAAAAAGUAAAAGACACAUUCAUGUGAGCAUGCUAACUGUAUCCCUGCCAUAGGGAGCGCAUGUAUAGGAAGCAGGAUAAUUAGCUGCAACAACGAAAUUAAUAGUGUCAAAUCAGAUCUGGCGUUGAAAUCAGAGGGGCUUUUCUGUUUUCAGUUAGUUAUGAGUUCCAUUUUGUGAUUAAAAAUUAAAUUACCUGCAUUGAGUUGUUUUUUUCCCAUGUUGUGUAAUAUAUUUUCUGUGGAUUCUAUCUUGCUGUUCUAAAAAUCACUUUAAUUCAGUUAGAAGAAGUCACUGGUUUGCAAAGCCCAUUUUUCCUAGUGAUUGUUGUUUUGAGUGUGACAUGAACUGAUGGUUCUGAAUUCUGUUGUUUUAAACUCUCUUUGCUUUUGAACACUUAUGUUCGAAUCUAAAGUGGACUUCUGAGAAAUGAAUGUAAGAGACACUGGUGUAUUUCAGAGGGGGAUGGUGUUGUCGUAUACUGUGGUUAAUCCAAUCAAUCUAAGUGUUUACUAUAGACCAAAAGAACAGAUAUUAUAAAAUGUAUAAAGUUUAUACAGAAUAAUUAUAGUAUGUUUGUUUUGUACAGUAUUUUUCAAGUACAAAUACCGACAGUGUAUUUUGAAAGACAUAUAUUAUAUAUAACAAAGAGAAAAAGCUAUUCCAUGUUAAAAAUAUAUAGCAAAGAUGAUAUAUAUUCUCCAUUAUUGUACAGAAAGGAAACGCUACGGAGGUUGUUGGUUGGUUUUAGUUUUUGUUUUGUUAAUCUCUGAUAUUUUAAGCCUACCACUGGCACGCUGGCAUGUUCUGUGCUUUAAAUUAAAUUGUUAUGGAAGUAGUGUGGCUUUCCAGGCUGCUCGGUGUUCCUGAGGAAGAGAGACUUCGCUAUUUUCCAUCGGAAACAUGUAGCGGUUCUGUUUCAUGGGGACAAAGCACAAUAUGGAUUUUAGGCAACUAUUGAUUGGACAGCACAGUUUCUAAAGGCAGAAAAAUAGCACGUAACCCAAAAAAACCCAACUCGGUCAUUUCUAAUCUGCUGCUGCUGCUGCUGCUGCUAGAAUCUGUUUCCAGGUGAUUCUUUUUUAAUAAACAGCUCAGUUCAUGUAUGCAGUUCCGUGUAGUGCAUGUGGUUAUUCACAUGUGAGGAAGAUUCGGUGCUACAUGUCUUGCUCACCGUUUUCUGAGCGUUUUGGCAUUGUUUUCAAAUACAAAGGUUGUUCAUUCCAUUAAGUAACGAUUCACGCUUCAGGAGAUUGCUACAAAGGGCCCCGCAUUUUGCUCAGCAUUACAAGUAUCUGUGCACUAUUGAUGUUGUCCCAGUGCUUUUCCUCAGACAGACCCAGCGUGUCCCUCCCCUCCGGGCCAUUCACUCAGUGAGCAGAGUUUCCAUGUGCUGCAGCGAGGCUUGGAGUGCAGCAAGUUGUUUUCUAGGGGUCAGUGCAAGGCACCAGAUGCAUGGGUACAGAAGCAGGGGGCAGCGGUCGGUGCAGCUGAGCCUUUCCUCGUCUGCUCUGUGCACUAGGAAGCCACGUUUGUUUCCCUGUGGUGCUGCGUGGCAGUGGUGGGGCUCCCCAAGCAGCCACUGCCACGGAUGCAUCUUCAGCAGCAGCGCAGCGAGCAGCAGCAGUUUCUCAUCACCAUCCCUGUGAGUAUUCUUGGAGUGGUGCCUGAAAAGGGGAAAUGGUGGAAAUGAAAUCAGCUGGUACGGAAAUGGCUGCAGCCAUGGGUGCGCUGCACUGUGACCGCAGAGCGCUCUUGGAAGGAGCCCGAGGGCCUUGGGCACCCACCCCGAGCUCUGGGAGCCGUGGGAGCUCGGUACUUGGGCUCGCUAGGAAAGGGAAUGCUCAUGGCCUAGAGUCUGGGAAGGACAACCAGGCUGUCUCCCCAGGAUGACAUAAACCAGCAGAAAAUGGGGCUCCUUUUCAGGCCCUAGGGUCAGCUCAGCUGCUAUCAUCACACCGCCAGCGGCUCUGAAGGAGCUUGCAGGCACAAGAAAUUCCCGUUUUAUAAAAGUAGAAAUAAAUGUGUGUGCAGAAUAAAUACUAGUGCGUCUAAAGGAUUCACUGACCUCUCCUAAAAACGUAAGCAUGGGUAAGAUGCUUAUUUUUUUUCCUCUGGGUCUUAGAAGUGAAUUCUUUCUUUUCGAGAAGGAAUAUCCUCUAAAAACAAAUCGAAUCCGAGAUGCGUUUGCGAACGCCUUGGGAGCCUGCUUGGGAAAGCGUGUGGCAGAGGGCACGGGGAGCGCUGCUCUUCCUUUCCCAGUGGUGCCAUGGAGUCCCGGAACCUGGCGCCGUGGCAGCACCGCUCUGACUUGAACCCACAGAAGCCAGGAGCUCAGCAGGCGCUGGGUGCAGCAAUGCAGCACGGAGCCGCGCGCCGACAGCUCCCCGGCCUUGCAGCAUCCUGCCUCUGUGGGUUUGUAAUCACCCCACUUAUUGCUUCAGAGCUAUUUUUGCAUGUGACUUACCAUAGGGAUGUGCAGUUUAUUUUUAUUUUGUUGAGGUUUUUUUUUUUUUUUUUUGGUUUUCUUUUCCGAUGUCGAGAAGGAUAUAUAUAUAUAUGUAUUAAAACAAGUGAUCAACCAUUGUAUUUCUGGCAACACCACAAGACAGCAUCUGUUUAAAUACAAGUUUAAUAAGAUCAAAUUAACUGUACGACAUGAAAUGGAUUGCAUCCUGUAUGCUGUUCGGCCCAAAUUUUAUUUUGUUUUAUUUUUUGUCUGUUAUUCUCAAUGUUUAAUAAACUUUUAAAUUUGUCUUCU
Numida meleagris (helmeted guineafowl) is the source of this 4840-nucleotide messenger RNA. It is a transcript of the gene HLF, whose product is annotated as HLF, PAR bZIP transcription factor. The record is from RefSeq and is a predicted model, not a curated record. Gene Ontology annotation, cellular component: nucleus. Gene Ontology annotation, biological process: regulation of transcription by RNA polymerase II. Lineage: Eukaryota; Metazoa; Chordata; Aves; Galliformes; Numididae. Gene Ontology annotation, molecular function: DNA-binding transcription factor activity, RNA polymerase II-specific; RNA polymerase II cis-regulatory region sequence-specific DNA binding. The transcript is spliced from 4 exons. Bases 183 to 1061 code for a protein of 292 amino acids.